This is a messenger RNA of Branchiostoma floridae (Florida lancelet), 2255 nucleotides long. RefSeq names its product alpha-N-acetylneuraminide alpha-2,8-sialyltransferase-like. The coding region runs from base 660 to 1772 and encodes 370 amino acids. Lineage: Eukaryota; Metazoa; Chordata; Leptocardii; Amphioxiformes; Branchiostomatidae. The transcript has 8 exons. The record is from RefSeq and is a predicted model, not a curated record. Gene Ontology annotation, molecular function: alpha-N-acetylneuraminate alpha-2,8-sialyltransferase activity. Gene Ontology annotation, biological process: N-glycan processing; oligosaccharide metabolic process.
UAACCACAUGAUUACGACUCGGGCAGCUCAAUCAACACAUUUGCAGCUCGCAAAUCCGUCGCUAUACAGCAUUAUAAUACCUCUGUCACAUUUGGCGAAAAUCAAUCGGGCGACGAAGUCUAAAUGUUUGAACUGCACGAUACCACGUCUUGUCAGUGAGCGAACCCAAACUGGCACGAAAAGCCCAACCUCUUGAAUGCGAGUUAUAAUUACAGCACUUAUAGAAAAUAUUGUAGAAUAUAAGAUAAAGUCACGCAUGGUUACCGGGUAUGUCUGUACAUGUAAAGACAAACAACACACGCCAGUAUAACCCAUAACACGCGCAAGCGUAACCGGUUUUGCCAGUCCUCAACUAUUAACGUACACCACUAAAGAUGGCUCCCUCAAACACACCUCACGAUUGUUUACACUGACGUACUGUACGCCAGACUUGUACAGGUAGAUUUAGGUUCUGUAAGAAUGAAAGGUUUUAGUGGAUCUCUCAGGUGACACUUUGACCUCAUGAAUCAGCGCCACGUUUCCGCUUGGAGUCGUGAUGACCUUAGUGGGGAGGCAAACAUUAUCUCUGGGUCUUACGUGUCAGGUCAUUAACCUUGCCGACGGCCAUCAGUGUCCUGACGAUAAUACAGGGCGGACUGUCUCACAUACGGGCACUGAGGAUGAGACCUAUCUUCAAGAUGUACCUCAUUCUAUCCUGUUUCGUGGGAUUCACCACUGUCUUCAUGUUACUGAAAUUAAGAAAUACACUGAGACAAAAUAUGCUGGACAGAAUGAGCCGGGCCCAGCUGCAGUCAGUCCCACAGUUUGUAGAAGCGCCACACGCCGAUGGGAACAUGAAUUACAGCACGAAUGCAACGGAAACAGAAAUGGGAAAACGUCUUUCAUCAAUUGAACAUGGUUGGGUCUUCGACCACUCAGAAUUGAUAAGGCUGAGAACGAAGUUAUCUACAAUCCACACGAGAGAAGACUUCACCAUGACCCGCAACAACACGCCUCUACACUCCCAGGUGCCGUUCACGUCAGAGAGGCGGAGGUACAACGUCUCAGAACUCCUGUAUAACAGGCUACCCCAGGGACCACCAGAUUUUCAGACAAAGCGCUUCAAGAACUGCAGUAUAGUCGGGAGUAGUGGGAUCUUAUCGAGAAGCGGGUGUGGUCCUCAAAUUGACUCCUCUGAGUUUAUAUUCCGGUUCAAUAUCCCGCCUCUGGUUGGACAGUACACUGAUGACGUAGGGAAAAGAACGGAUCUUGUAACAUGUAACCGGCAUAGGUUUAACAAGAGACUGUCCAAUCUGGACUCAUCGAAGGACAGAAAACUUUUCAAAGGAAUCUUGAAUGGACAGUUUCCGACUUUGUCAUAUAUUUGGCUCCACCCCUUCUCCAUACUUCGCGACGUGAGAAAUAUUUUAUCAUUUCCCGAUGUACUGAAGAAAAUCGAGUCUCCCGUCAAGGCCGUCUUCAGCAAUCCGAGGUACAUCAUUCGUAGCCACAGAUUCUGGGAGAAAAAUGGAGUGAAAGAGAAGAUAAUGACCUCUGGUUUCACCUUCGUCAGCUUUGCUUUGGAAGUUUGUGAUGAACUUCACGUGUACGGGUUCUGGCCAUACUUGGAGGACCGGCGAGGAAACCGGAUAGGCUACCACUACACUGACGACAACCAUUAUGGGAGGGGCCUAACCACGCGUGGCCACAAGAUGCCGCGAGAGUUCACCAAACUCCUGGAUCUGUACAAGAAAGGCGUUUUGAGAUUAGUGACAGAUAAAUGUAUUUCAUAAUCAACUAACCACCUCAUGUUAAGAUUUCUCAAUAUAAAUACUGUAUCUACUAUUAUGCAACUUUGCAAGAAAUAAAGUUGCGGAUACCCUCAGAAAUAUUCCCAAGUUAAUAUGGGAGUUAUUGGAUGGUAUUUAACGUUUUUACUGUAUUAAAAAUAUCUUACGGACUUUAUAAAUAAAACUAUAAACAAGUAGAGAUACUUUACAACUUUACGUUUCGAGAAGUCGAAUAUAUGUAUAUCAACCCUGUAUUUGUUGAUAAAAAAAUGUACUAAGAUCAAAGAUAACAUAGAAUCAUGUUUUUAUACUUUGAGUUAAGAAAGUGAAAUCAUUACCGUUUCCAUGGUGAUUUCUACGAAACGUUUCAACAUGGACCACCUCAUGAAUUUGCAAUAAAGAAGAUCUGUUCAAAUACCUUAUGUCAUCAUCUAACUACGAUAUACUGGAAAAACUCUGUAAGCUCGUCCACGCAUGUUUUAAGAA